UGAACUAAAGUCCCAGCCAACCAAGCUGAAGAGGCGAGAGAGCAGAGCAGAGUAGAGCACGGUACAGCCGAGGCGAGAGCAGAGCAAACCAGUAGCAGACAUGGAUUCCAAAUUGCUGCAUCCUUCCCUCUAUCCCAAUCACUGCUACCUCAGAAGGGCACGCCCUCUCUCAACCUCCCUCACCCGCCUCCGUCUCCAUCUUCUCCGAGCGACCAACGAGAAUGAAGUCGCAAGCACGGGUGACAAGCCCAGCGGUGACUCAGCUGCAUCAGCGGACACCGCAUCAGUCCCCGCGUCGCCGUCCCGGCCGCCGCCGACCACCCUCAACAUCAGGUACCGGCGACGGUCGCGGAACCAGGCCCGGCAGCAGAGCGUUAGGAAACCCCCGCCGAAGAAGGACUGGGAGUCCAUGACGCUGGGCGAGAAGGCGGUGGAGCUCUAUGUGGGGGAGAAGGGCGCCCUCUUCUGGCUCAACAAGUUCGCCUACGCCUCCAUCUUCAUCAUCGCCGGAGGGUGGAUCCUCUUCCGCUUCGUCGGCCCUUCCCUCGGCCUCUACCAGCUUGACUCUGCUCCUUUGCCCCCGUCCGCCAUUUUCAAAGGCUGACUAUAAGCCCUUUCAACUAUUAUCUCCUGUACUACUUUGUCUUCAUCAUAAUGAACAACAAGUUGCUUAAUUCUCA
This is a messenger RNA of Musa acuminata AAA Group (dessert banana), 680 nucleotides long. RefSeq lists its product as uncharacterized. Gene Ontology annotation, cellular component: chloroplast. The record is from RefSeq and is a predicted model, not a curated record. The transcript has a single exon. The coding region runs from base 101 to 604 and encodes 167 amino acids. NCBI's taxonomy places the organism in Eukaryota, Viridiplantae, Streptophyta, Magnoliopsida, Zingiberales, Musaceae.